This is a messenger RNA of Choloepus didactylus (southern two-toed sloth), 4861 nucleotides long. It is a transcript of the gene ANKRD28, whose product is annotated as ankyrin repeat domain 28. The transcript is spliced from 28 exons. Gene Ontology annotation, molecular function: protein binding. Bases 1 to 3252 code for a protein of 1083 amino acids. NCBI's taxonomy places the organism in Eukaryota, Metazoa, Chordata, Mammalia, Pilosa, Megalonychidae. The record is from RefSeq and is a predicted model, not a curated record.
AUGAGUCGAGUGUGUAUUGUUGUUUUGGAGGAGGUAGAAGAUGAAUCUCCUGCAUUCAUUUCUAAAUUGCCACAGGAAAAUAAAUCCCUUCAUUCUCCAUCUUCUGGAAAUGUGUUGCCAUCACUGGUGCAAGCUAUAUUUAAUGGAGAUCCUGAUGAAGUUCGAGCACUAAUAUUUAAGAAAGAAGAUGUAAACUUUCAGGACAAUGAAAAGAGAACCCCAUUGCAUGCCGCUGCGUAUCUCGGAGAUGCAGAAAUCAUUGAACUGCUUGUUUUAUCUGGAGCUAGAGUUAAUGCCAAAGACAGCAAAUGGUUGACACCUUUACACAGAGCAGUUGCAUCUUGUAGUGAGGAAGCAGUUCAGGUACUUUUGAAGCAUUCUGCAGAUGUUAAUGCUCGGGACAAAAAUUGGCAAACACCUUUACACAUAGCUGCUGCUAAUAAAGCUGUAAAGUGUGCUGAAGCUUUGGUACCUCUGCUGAGUAAUGUGAACGUGUCUGAUCGAGCAGGGAGAACUGCAUUACAUCAUGCAGCUUUCAGUGGACAUGGUGAGAUGGUCAAACUACUCUUGUCUAGAGGUGCCAAUAUUAAUGCUUUUGACAAGAAAGAUAGGCGUGCAAUCCAUUGGGCGGCAUAUAUGGGUCACAUUGAAGUAGUAAAAUUACUUGUGGCUCACGGAGCUGAAGUGACAUGCAAGGAUAAGAAGUCUUAUACUCCUCUUCAUGCGGCAGCCUCUAGUGGAAUGAUCAGCGUAGUCAAAUACCUUCUAGAUCUUGGAGUUGAUAUGAAUGAACCAAAUGCCUUUGGAAAUACACCUCUUCAUGUAGCCUGCUAUAAUGGACAAGAUGUUGUAGUGAAUGAACUUAUAGACUGUGGUGCUAAUGUCAAUCAAAAGAAUGAAAAAGGAUUUACUCCUUUGCACUUUGCCGCUGCUUCAACACAUGGAGCAUUGUGUUUAGAGCUUCUAGUUGGCAAUGGGGCUGAUGUCAGUAUGAAGAGUAAAGAUGGGAAAACCCCACUGCACAUGACUGCCCUCCAUGGUAGAUUCUCCAGAUCACAAACCAUUAUCCAGAGUGGAGCUGUAAUUGACUGUGAGGAUAAGAAUGGAAACACUCCUUUGCACAUAGCAGCACGGUAUGGCCACGAGCUACUAAUCAACACUCUUAUUACAAGUGGUGCUGACACUGCAAAGCGUGGCAUACAUGGAAUGUUCCCCCUCCAUUUGGCAGCCUUAAGUGGUUUUUCAGAUUGCUGCAGGAAACUUCUUUCUUCAGGAUUUGAUAUAGAUACCCCAGAUGAUUUUGGCAGGACCUGUCUACAUGCAGCUGCAGCUGGAGGGAAUUUGGAGUGCCUGAACCUUCUGUUGAAUACUGGUGCAGACUUCAACAAAAAGGACAAAUUUGGGAGAUCUCCACUACACUAUGCUGCUGCCAACUGCAAUUACCAGUGCCUGUUUGCUCUUGUGGGAUCAGGUGCAAGUGUGAAUGACCUUGAUGAAAGAGGCUGCACACCCCUGCACUAUGCAGCUACAUCAGACACGGAUGGCAAGUGUCUGGAAUACUUAUUAAGAAAUGAUGCUAAUCCAGGGAUCCGAGAUAAGCAAGGAUACAAUGCAGUUCAUUAUUCAGCUGCUUAUGGUCACCGUCUGUGUCUUCAGCUGAUUGCAAGUGAAACUCCCUUAGAUGUUUUAAUGGAAACCUCGGGGACAGACAUGUUGAGUGAUUCAGACAAUAGAGCAACAAUAAGCCCUUUACACUUGGCUGCCUAUCAUGGUCACCAUCAAGCACUGGAAGUGUUGGUACAGUCUUUGUUAGAUCUUGAUGUAAGGAACAGUAGUGGAAGGACCCCUUUAGAUCUUGCAGCAUUUAAAGGCCAUGUUGAAUGUGUGGAUGUACUCAUUAAUCAGGGAGCUUCAAUCUUAGUAAAGGAUUACAUUUUGAAGAGAACACCUAUACAUGCUGCAGCAACAAAUGGUCAUUCAGAAUGCCUACGGCUAUUAAUAGGAAAUGCAGAACCACAGAAUGCAGUAGAUAUUCAAGAUGGAAAUGGACAGACUCCUCUGAUGCUGUCUGUUCUCAAUGGGCACACAGACUGUGUUUACUCACUACUGAACAAAGGAGCAAAUGUAGAUGCCAAAGAUAAAUGGGGGCGGACAGCAUUGCAUAGAGGGGCAGUUACAGGCCAUGAAGAAUGUGUAGAUGCAUUACUUCAACAUGGUGCUAAGUGCUUACUUCGGGAUAGCAGGGGCCGGACACCCAUACACUUGUCAGCUGCCUGUGGACACAUUGGUGUUCUUGGAGCCCUUUUGCAGUCAGCAGCAUCUGUGGAUGCAAAUCCAGCCACAGUAGACAAUCAUGGAUAUACGGCACUUCACUGGGCUUGCUACAACGGUCAUGAGACUUGUGUAGAACUUCUUUUAGAACAGGAAGUUUUCCAGAAGAUGGAAGGAAAUGCCUUCAGUCCAUUGCAUUGUGCCGUGAUAAAUGACAAUGAAGGUGCUGCUGAGAUGUUAAUUGAUACGCUAGGUGCCAGCAUUGUGAACUCUACAGAUUCAAAAGGAAGAACUCCUCUGCAUGCAGCCGCCUUCACAGACCACGUCGAGUGUUUACAGCUGCUGCUCAGCCAUAACGCUCAAGUCAAUUCUGUGGACUCUUCUGGGAAAACACCUCUCAUGAUGGCUGCAGAAAAUGGACAAACAAAUACAGUUGAGAUGCUGGUUAGCAGUGCUAGUGCAGAUCUGACUUUACAAGAUAACAGUAAAAACACCGCCCUCCAUUUGGCUUGCAGCAAGGGUCAUGAAACUAGUGCCUUGUUAAUACUGGAGAAGAUAACAGAUAGAAACCUCAUCAAUGCAACCAAUGCAGCCUUGCAAACACCUCUGCAUGUUGCUGCCCGAAAUGGGCUAACAAUGGUGGUUCAGGAACUUUUGGGGAAAGGAGCAAGUGUGCUUGCAGUAGAUGAAAAUGGAUAUACCCCAGCUUUGGCCUGUGCUCCAAAUAAGGACGUGGCUGAUUGCCUGGCUCUCAUUUUGGCCACCAUGAUGCCUGUCUCAUCAAAUAGCCCUUUAUCAUCGCUAACUUUCAAUGCCAUUAACCGUUACACCAACACCUCAAAAACAGUCAGCUUUGAAGCCUUGCCCAUCAUGAGGAAUGAACCUAGCUCCUAUUGCAGUUUCAACAACAUUGGUGGGGAACAGGAGUAUUUAUACACCGAUGUGGAUGAGCUCAACGACUCUGAUUCCGAGACCUACUAAGAGGCUGAGCCGGAGGUCCAAAGAGGGAGUUCUAACACUAAAACUUCAAACUGUGCUUUUUCAGGGAAAUGGCACAUUCUUAUUCACAUACAAAUUUGAACUAAAAGGAAAGAUCAUAAAGUGAGUGAAUAUAAGAGAUGUGAUGACAUUCAGAAGAAGAAUUUUAAAGGCAAGUUUUGCAAAAGGAGCUUCUAGAAUCUUGAAAUAGACUUGAGCAGAGCAAAAUACUUUGAUGUAAAAUUGUAAUUUGGUUUUGCAGUGCCAGGAAUAAUUUGGGACACUGUGCACCUCAAUCUGCUUACACAAGCAACACUUGUAAAAGAAGAGAUAAGGACACUAGAUUUAAAUUUUAUCUAAUUAAACUACAACUGAAUUUAAAGGCAAUAAACAUUUGGUACAGUAGGCAUUAUGUGCACAGCAAAUUGCCAAAGGACCAAAUAACUUAAAGGCUUUUAAAAUAAAAUGCCAUUUUGUGGAAACUGGAGAAGGUGAAAUGAGACAUUAUUUAAACCAAACUAAUGUUUCUGAAAAACUGAAGCUAAGAUUUGGUUUUAAAUGUUGAUUUUUUAAAAGAAAACAUCCAAAAGCCUUCCAUUACAGUAUUAAACCAUGAAAGAAAGCAGAUGUAUUUUUACAUUUUUUUGUUUUACAUAAAAAUUUUAAAAUUCCAACUUUUAUAAUGUUAGAAUUGAAAACCAGCUGACUGGGUGCAGUCAGGGUGAAAAUACUUGUGACAGACAUGAGAUGGGUUGGGGUGGGGCUGUUGCCCAGUUUUGAAUGGCUUGGGUUUAAAAUUGAGCUAUUUUUGUUUAAAAAUGUAAAGAAUUUCCUAGAAGAACAAAAUCUCAUGGAAAUCAGAAAGAUUAUUUUCACCCUAUUGCAGCAGAAUUGGUCCUCAGGAGUGGAGUUUUCAACCUCACUACGUUGGAUGGUACACCUUUUUCAUAUGUUAUUUUUGUGCCUCCACAGCGGGUCAGGAGGUUUUUCGUUGUUGAUGUUGAUCGAGUUAGGAAAAGUGAAGAAUCAAAAUGAAAAAAAAAUCCCUUGUUAUUCAUAAGUCUUGGAAGGCAUUUCUAUCUUGGGCAACAUUUAGAUCCUGUUCAGAUUUAAAUUUUGUUUGCAGCAUGCUACUAUUUGGAAAAGAAGCAAUUGCCUACAGAAUUGGAAGACUGCCUUUCAAAUAACAAAAUAAAGAGAGGGAAAAGGCUGACAUUUUGGCUUUUAAGUAACAGUUUAUAUGGUUCUGCUUUUACUGUAAUUGUCACUUUUCCAGGGAAAGUGAUAUCAUACAUGUAGGGGGUCUUAUAGGUCUGGGUAAAUUUGCAUAAAUUGCAACAAAAUGAUAUCCAAUUUCAAUUUAUCCUUUUUGUAUUGUGAAACUGGAAACUUUAUGACAUUGUAAAUUAGCAGCUGGUUUUUCUGAAUAUAAAGUGUGAAAACACAGAACAGUAUUUUGAUCUAUUUGAUAAUUUUGUGGGUUUUUUUGAAGAAUUAAUGAGCAUGUACAUAGAAAUAGUGACUGCUUGAAUACUGUAUUUACUUGCACUCUUUCAGUACAUCAAGAUUCCUGUAUAUUUUAGAGUAUAAUAAAACACAGAUGUGAAUUGUA